This is a messenger RNA of Nymphaea colorata (pocket water lily), 1626 nucleotides long. RefSeq names its product E3 ubiquitin-protein ligase BOI-like. Gene Ontology annotation, molecular function: ubiquitin-protein transferase activity. NCBI's taxonomy places the organism in Eukaryota, Viridiplantae, Streptophyta, Magnoliopsida, Nymphaeales, Nymphaeaceae. The record is from RefSeq and is a predicted model, not a curated record. The coding region runs from base 475 to 1428 and encodes 317 amino acids. The transcript has 4 exons.
CCCACCGUCAGAGCGAGCAGCAUUAUCACCAUCAUCACGAACGGAAAAAACAGUAAGGGAAGGGAAGGACGGCCCCCUGCCCAACAAAAGAAAAAUACAGAAAAGAUUUGUAGAGAGAGAAAGAAGGGGGGAGGUUGGGGUUGGCGUGGGGAGGGCAAUUUUUUCGGUUGUGGGUUUUUAUUGGGGGGGUUGGACUAAUUCGUUGAACCGAAAGGAAUGAAUGUGCGGGCGUGUGUGGAGGGAAGUUUCAGAUUGGGGUGAGGCCCCCUUGAGGAAGAAGCAAACAAGGAAACAAGUAUUGGAGAGACGUAUAUUGGGGAUUUAGGGAGAGAAAAGAGGGAGAAGAGGUAUAUAGAUGGGAGAGAUUGAUUCCUGCCAGCCCAUUUUCUUGGCCUUUGCUCUGAGUAGAUUCCACCUCUUCGUCUUCGUUGCACCUCUUCUGUCCUUGUUGGUCCUCCUCUUCUCCCUCUAGAAAUGGCGGUCCAGGCUCAGUACCCAUCCAACGUUUGGCUUUCUGAUUUCAUGACCAGGAAUGGUCAGGAAAAGAAGGAAUUGCUUGAUGCCGCUAUAGGCUCUGAUUACGCAUUCGAAGUACCAGAUCAGAAAUUCAUUGAUGCAUUGGGAAACAUCCCUCAAUCGAAUUCAGCAAUGGCGUUCCUUCAACAACCGCAGCCACAGCAGCAGUACCACCACCAACAGCAGCAGCAGGAGAGGACAUGUAUGAUCAACCUGGAAGACCUCCGUCUCCCUGUUGCUGCUUCCAAACCCGUCGCCGCUUCCUCGCCUUCAAACGUCUUCACCGGCCUGAGACUCUCUCUCGAGGACCAACAACAGAACCAGACCAGCAACGCCUCUUACCCACCCACCAACCUCUCGUUCGUGGCCGACGAUCUCUCCCUCCUCCUCAACCAACACCAACAAGAAAUCGAUCAUCUCGUGAGAGCGCAGAGCGAUCAAUUGCGCCGGUCUCUGAUAGGGAAGCGUCAGAAGCAGUACGAGGCGAUCGUCACGGCGGUGGAGCGAAUCGCGACGCGGAGGCUGCGGGAGAAGGAUUCGGAGAGGGAGCGAGUCGCCCGCCGGAACGCCGAGCUCGAGGAGAAAGUGGGGCAGCUCGUGGCGGAGGCGCGCUUCUGGCAGGCCAAGGCCCAAGCCCAGGAGGCCAUCGCCGCCACCCUCCAGGCGCGCCUCACCGAGCGGGCCCAGCAGACCAGCCCGGCCGCAGACGAAGUCGACGACGCCGAGUCGUCCACCUCCGAACCGGACCGCCCUGACCGGGGCCUCUGCAGGGCGUGCAGGGGGAUGGAGGCCUCGGUGGUGGUGCUGCCAUGCCGCCACCUCUCCAUUUGCUCCGUCUGCGCACAGUCCCUCGGUGCCUGCCCGCUCUGCCACUGUGUCCGAACCGCUUGCAUCCAGGCCUACCUCUCCUGAUCCGGAUCAUCCGAUUCGACCCCACUCUGCCUUUUUUUCGGAUCCCCUCUUCUUUUUUGGGGGCAGGGCCUAUAAAUUUUCCUUUUUAAUUUCUUUUGUUACUAUCAUUUUUUUUUUACACCCUCUUUUCUUUGACAAUUGACCUAUUUGUCUGAAAUUUUAAUUGGCAAUGUAAUUACUAAGAUUCUAAAACCUCAA